AUGAAUAACAAACAUUUUCCUCCGACUGACAGCCAUUUGGAAACACCAUUGUCUACCUCGGAACAAGAGAAUAAGCCUCCGGUAUUCCUUCAUUACCUUGCUCGAAGCAGGAAGGCUAUAUUCCUGGGACCUUGGCCUUUUUCUCACCUUAUGCUCUGGUUCGUGGCUACCAGCAAACAGCCAGGAUACCAUUAGCAUGGCCUUGCAGCCUCCAAGCUCCUGUGGUGCUUGUACCUUCUGGCCCUCAUGUCCCUCCUGCAGCAGGUAUGGGCCCCUCCCUACAAGGUUCGUGUGGCAGGCCUCUGGACUUGUGAUCCUUUUUUUUCAAAAGCUCUGCCUGAGGUUGCUGCUCAGUUACAAUUAUUCGCUAUUGUACCACAAGAGUCCUAUCCCCAUCUCUUUUCAUCAGCCCCGGUGGGCCACUCUUUUGAAUAGGUGAUUGUCAGUGAGGGUGGCCAGACUUCCAGGGCCCUCUUCAGUUCCAUUUCCCACCACCAGAUGGCCUCAGGAUUUAUUGGACCCCUCCUCAGAAACAGCUGGGACAAAGGGAUUUUCUCUUGGGCCGGUGUGAAUUAUGAAUUAAACAAUAAAAAUAGCUACCUGACCUUUCCUUGGACUCUCCUUUCUCCAAUCCAAGUGCUGGUAACCGUCAUGAGAUAUUUCUAGUGGGCUUAUGGUUGAGUCAUGUCCUCAGAUAAAAACAUUUGGGCGCAUACAGCUAAUUGGGUUGCAAAUGCCCUUCUGAACCACGGCCUGCCUGUAGGGGUCGUCCUGACCACAGGACAAGACAGCCAUAGCAGUUUUAAAGCUCUCCAGAGCCAGGCAGACAGAAUUCACAUAAUCAUCAUGUGUAUACAUUCAGCCUUGAUUAGGGAAGAGACUCUGAGGCAUCUUUUGGAAUGGGCUCAUGAUAUGAAAAUGAUCGAUGGAACCUGUAUAUUUGUUCCCUAUGAUGCCCUACUCUACAGUUCACCUUAUAAGCACACCCCCUACCAGAUCCUGAGGAACAUUCCAAAGCUCUGGGAGGCCUAGGAUGCUGUGUUGACCACUACAGUGGAGCCUCAUGAAAAGACCUUCUAUCAAGCCUACAUAGAGGCAGCUACAGAAGGUGAAAUUCCCAAGCAGCUGGAAGAAGAUCAGGUUUCACCGUUGUUUGGAACCAUCUACAAUUCAAUUUACUUUAUCGCACAAGCCAUGAAUAAUGGACAGGCUAGGACUGCCAGCCUGGUUCAGCAUUCCAAAAACAUACAGUUCUAUGGAUUCAACCAGUUGAUAAGGACAGAUUCAAAUGGAAUUUCUGAAUGUGUAAUUCUGGACGCCAACUGGAAAGAAUGGGAACUUCAUAGUACCCACACUGUGGACAUGGAAAUGGAGCUGCUAUGGUUUGGAGGGACCCUUUACUUCCCUGGUGUCAGGUCCCCUCGAGCAGAUGCAAAAUGCUGGUUUGCAGAAGGGAAGACCUGCCAAGGAGGCAGCGGCCCUGCCUUUGCUGUGAUUUGCCUUGCUUUGCUUAUAGCCCUUCUGUCUAUUAAUGGAUAUGCUUACUUUAUAAGGCGUUGUAUUAACAAAAUCCAGUUGAUUAAAGGACCCAACAGAAUUUUACUUUUGGAGGAUGUGACAUUUGUCAAUCCCUAUUUUGGCAGUAAGAUAGGCAGUUGUGACGAUGUAAGCUUCCAGAUCACCUCAGAGGUCCAAAGUGGGAGGUUCCCAAGACUUUUCUUUUCUUCAGGGAGUCUAGCUCCAGCUAUAGAUGAAAACUCCAACAUAGCGAUUUAUGAGGGUAACUGGGUAUGGCUGAAAAGGUUCCCCUCUAGAGAUUUUGGAGACAUUAAGUCCAUCAAAUCAAGUGUAAGUGAUGCAUUUGAGUUGCUGUGAACAGCCCCUGAACUAUUGAGAGCCUCAAGGGGCAACAGGUUUGGCUCUUUUGCAGGAGCUGCCAUCAUCAUGCAAGGAGUGAUGAUCCAGGGCAUCCCCUUCUGCAUGAUGAAUUAGUCUGCUAAAGAAAUCAUAAAUAGACUUAAGAAGCCUCGUCCUGUGUAUACAGUGGUCACAUCUGAAUUCGUACCUCCAGAGUUUUUAAAACAACCUUGGGCUGAGGUUGCAGAACAACAGCAAACUUUUGAUGAAAUAUUUAAUCAGUUAAAAACCUUUAAUAAAGGGAAGAAGACCAAUAUCAUUGACUGUAUGCUUCGAAUGUUGGAGCAAUAUUCUAGCAACUUGGACGAUUUGAUCCAGGAGUGGACUGAGGAGCUGGAAAUUGAAAAACAGAAAACAGAGAAGCUUCUAUCACAGAUGCUACCACCAUCAGUUGCUGUAUCACUCAAAACAAUAGAACCUGAGAGCUUUGACUUGGUCACUUUGUACUUCAGUGACAUUGUGGGCUUCUCUACCAUCGCAGCCAUGCGUCCACUGGAUCUUCUGAAAGACCUGUGCUUUUUGAUGUACAUUGGUAGUCAUAAUGUCUACAAGAUAAGUCAAUUAUCAGGAAAAUAUAUUCCAGAGUGA
Chrysochloris asiatica (Cape golden mole) is the source of this 2505-nucleotide messenger RNA. It is a transcript of the gene GUCY2F, whose product is annotated as guanylate cyclase 2F, retinal. NCBI's taxonomy places the organism in Eukaryota, Metazoa, Chordata, Mammalia, Afrosoricida, Chrysochloridae. Gene Ontology annotation, biological process: receptor guanylyl cyclase signaling pathway; intracellular signal transduction; cGMP biosynthetic process. Gene Ontology annotation, molecular function: guanylate cyclase activity; peptide receptor activity. The record is from RefSeq and is a predicted model, not a curated record.